AUGGCGCAGAAAACACAACCUGCCAGCAGUUCUGAGGACCAAUCUCCCAGUGCCACUCCAUCUGCACAAGACGCCUCGGAUUCCACGCAACCUGCCGUUUCGGGCGCGUCAACCUCCAAGGCAGCCUCUGCCGCCCAGAAAUUGCAUCAGACAGAGCUCGACGCGGCACUGCGCAAUACCUCGCAAUCCAUGGCUAAGUCGUCCCCCACGGGUUCAGACCCAGCCGCAAAGGAUGCUGGCAUUGAGGCCGCAAACCCCUACGGGACGCGGUCACGAAACCGCAAUGGAUCUUCGCGCCCAAACUACGCAGAGGACAAGGACCUGGAUGUGGACAUGUACGACUACGCCCCAGAGAAGAAAGAUCAGGAGUCUAAGAAAUCGGCGCGUCACAGCAAUGUGUCGGCGACGUCCGCCCAGGAGGGCGCGCGCGCCAACGGGUCAACCCGUAAAGCUCUCCCCUCUGACGACACAAAGCCAACCACUCCUCAGAACGGAGCAAAGGACGUGCAGCCAUCAAACCCACCCGCAACACCGCAAACACCGGCUACGACAACCUCCACGCAACCCUCAAAAAAGCGCAAGGCAGCUUCACACGCUGCGACUGCGACUUCUCAGGCCCAUGCUUCUGCAGCGACACCAUCCGGCACAGGCACAGGGGCAUCACGAAAGACGGCGUCGGGCCCCUACGCUAGCUCAUACGCAGAGACCAACAUGCUCAGUUUUGGGAAUUCUCGUGCGGUUCCUCGAGAUGGGAAGUUAGUGGCAGAUGACGGUACCGUACUAGCACCCAAUGGGGAGCCAUACUAUCUAGGCCGCAUCAUGGAGUUUCUCCACAUGCAGAAUGACCAGACCAAACCGGUGGAUGCACUUCGCAUCAAUUGGUUCUACAGGCCCAAGGACAUUGGCAAAAAGGUCAAUGACACGCGCCUGGUGUUUGCGACAAUGCACUCCGAUAUUAGCCCUCUCACAGCUUUGCGUGGCAAGUGCCAGAUCCUGCACAAAGCGGAAAUUCCCAACAUGGACGAGUACCGAAAGAUUUCGGAUUGCUUCUGGUAUGAGAAACUCUACGACCGAUACAUCCAGAAAAAUUACGACCUUAUUCCCACAUCGACAAUCGUGAACGUGCCCGAGAGGGUUAAGAAAGUGCUUGAUGAGCGCUGGAAAUUCGUUAUUGUGGAGCAGGGACGCGGAAAAGAGUUCACCAGCGCAGUGAAGCUCUGUAAGCGAUGCAGCGGCUACUGUGCAAGUAAUGACUCAGUUGACUGUGCUGUGUGUAAGAAAACAUACCACAUGAACUGCGUCCGGCCGCCGCUGCUGAAAAAGCCUUCCAGAGGCUUCGCCUGGUCCUGCGCUGCCUGCAGCCGCGCUCAGGAACGUAAACUGGAGGCCCGACACACUCCCAACCUUCUGGAUCCCGUUGGCGACGGCGAUGAUGAGGAUCUCUACGAUGACGACGAGGACGAGAUGCAGAUUGACACCGAGCGAACGAGCCCCGCCGACGACGACGACUCCCAUCGCACCGGCACUGCGGAGCAAAUCUACCAAGCCAGCCUCUGGCCUUGGCGGUACCUCGGAAUACACUGUAAGCCCGAGGAUGCUCUUGAUUAUGACGAUCGGAUUUACCCUCGUGCCAGUACUCGAAUUGGUCCCAAACAUCAAGCCCCUGUGCUUCCAUGGCCCGGCCAGCCCGUGCAGUACCAGAAGCCUCUUGAAAUCAAGAGAACGGGAAAGAAGGGCCCAGGUUUGUCGAAGGAGGCGCUGGCGGCUUUGGAGGCCGAAAAAUCCCGUCGCGAGAACCGUCCCAAGUGGGUGCAGGACGAGCCUCCAGGUUAUGUGGCAAGAGGCGAAGAUUACGACAGUGACGAUCCGAAUGCGACGGCCACCCGUCUAUGGGCCCCGCCUCCAUUGUCGGACAGAAACAAAGACUGGGAGGCCAAAGUCGAUCAGUAUAUGAAGAAGGCAGAAGAACUGGCGCCCAAGUUCGGUCUGCCCAAAAACUCGACUAACCUUCACGACGUCGCCCUGGAGACGUAUUUUCACAGUGGCUACAACGAAGAACGCGCGGUCAAACUGUUUUCGGAAGUGGAUAAAGCAGCUUUCAAAGAGCCCGAUCUGACAGCAACGGAACAGAAGAAAUUCGAAGAAGGUGUCGGCAAGUAUGGGUCCGAGCUUUAUCUGGUCAAACGACACGUCAAGACAGUCCCGCCCGGGACAAUUGUGCGAUACUACUAUACCUGGAAGAAGACUGCGCAAGGCAAGCAGAUAUGGGGUAACUUUCAGAAUAGGAAGAGUAAAAAGGAGGCCAAAAAGGCAGAGGUCGCGGCGAGCAAGCUCCAAGACGACAUCGCCGACGAUGCCGACGACUCUGCGUUUGAUUGCGGCAAAGCGCACAACAAGAAGAAGGGCUUCGUGUGCAAGUUCUGUCACACAAAAUACUCAAGACAGUGGAGGCGAGCACCCAACGCAUCAGGCACUCCCGUGAGCGAGAGUGGCGGCAAAAACUCGACUAAGGAUAAGAACAACCAGUAUAUCCAAGCUCUCUGCCGUAGAUGCGCCGAGCUUUGGCGGCGAUAUGCUAUUCAGUGGGAAGAUGUCGACGAGGUGGCCAAAAAGAUCGCCCAGGCAGGAGGCCGGGCCUGGAAGAAGCGGCAGGACGAGGAGCUACUCAAGGAACUCGAGGCCGCCAAGGAAAUGCACACGUACUGGAACACGCCUCCGCCGGUCAGUGCUCCGGAGCCGGUCACUGCAGCCCCUAUACCCCCGAGCGAACCACCCCGCAAGAAGCUGAAGGGAUCCGCUCCGGACAGAGACUCGGAACCGUUGGCGUCGGAUUCUGCUCCUGUUGCCGCCCCCGUCAAAAGGAAGGAGAAAGCAGCUGAGAAGCCAGCCCCCCCACCGGUUCCCGAGAUUCCGAAACCCAAGACUAUGCCGUGCGCAAUUUGCGAUCAGUUGGAACCACUGGGAGACCAGCAUCUCUCUUGCAGAGAGUGCCGGUUGACAGUGCACCGCAACUGCUACGGAGUUGUCGACAACAGAAACCCUGGCAAAUGGACUUGUGAUAUGUGCGCCAACGACAAGAGCCCGCAAGUUUCAAUCCAAUACAAAUGUGUCUUGUGCCCUGUGGAGAACACAGAACAUGAUUUUGUCGAGCAGCCCAAAAUUUCUGCUUCCAAGAAGAAGUCAGAAAAGGAGAAGGAACGCGAAAGACUCGAGCGUGAACAAGCGCAGAAGGCCGCCGACUAUUACAGGAAGAAGCAGGAGGAGAACAACCGGCCAGUAAACCCUCGGGAACCUCUGAAACGCACUGCAGACAACAACUGGGUUCAUGUCACUUGUGCCGUUUGGACAGCGGAAGUCAAGUUUGGCAACGCCAAGGCACUGAGUCCGUCCGAGGGCAUCCCAUCCAUCCCUCGGACGAGGUAUGAUGAGGUUUGCAAGGCCUGUGGCUUCAAAGGUGGCGCCUGCGUUGCCUGUCAUCAUUGUCGCAAUCCUGUCCAUGUUGAAUGCGCCCGUCAGCAAGGCUACGUCCUCGGCUUUGAUAUCACACCAGUCAAGGGAUCUCGUCGUGACCAAUUUAACCUGGUUACCAUCAAUGGCGAGAGCGGCGUCAUGGCAGCCACUGUCUGGUGCAAAGACCACGUUCCGACAAAGAGCGUCAUUCACCGCAUUCACGACAUUGUGAACGAUGAUGGCCUCAAUGCUCUCCAGCUCUAUGUGCAGAGCUACAAGCAGGCAGAUCUCACGUUGACUGGUACAGUCCGAAAGGCUAAUCUCAUGGCAAAUGCUGCUGCCAAGCUGGGCGGCGUGCCUGUGACAUCAGGUCCUCGGCGAGCUUCAACUACAACCCUACCUACCAACGGUGUUGCUCAUAGCGGGAACAACAACAACAACAACAACAACAACAACAACAACACCACCACCAACAACAGCAGCAGCAGCAACACCAACAACGACGAAACAUCAAGUGAUCACCAAGCAGGAGAAAAGAUCUGCAUCACCUGCGGCAUCGACGUUAGUCUCAAGUGGUGGCCCAUCGAAAACUCUGACGAGCGGGAACUCACCAACGGCCACUACGGCAGCCUCGGAUCAGAGGCUCAAAAGUUUGUGGAGCAGAGGAAGUUCCAGUGUCACAAGUGCCGCAAGCUCAAGCGAAAGCCCAAUCCCCACCCGCCCAAGGAUCCAUCGCCAGUAAUCGAAGCCGUGAGACUAGUGCCUCCUCCGCUACCGGUCGUUCCGCCGCACCACGCACUGGCGGCGCCUCCUCCGGGUCCUCCGCCCCUGAGAAGCCCGCCAACGACCGGCCCGGAAGCAAGGGCGCGCAGUCUCUCAUCAUAUGCUUGGGUAGCCCCGGCCCCGCCUCCGCCUCCGCCUGCCUCGCAGCCCACGGCAGCUCCUCCGCCGGCAGUUCCUACUGCACCACCCGUACAGGCCGCCCCUGCGCCCCCCCCGAUUCCGCCACCGGCACCCCAUCAGGCCCCCAGUCCUUAUGGCCCUCCCCCGGCGCCAAGAUAUGGAGACUGGCACAGCCGUCCGCCUGCACGGCACGGCUCCCCGCCCCAGAGACCGCCGCCAUUCCAGCCGCUGUCGACGCUGCGCCCUCCGCCAAUGGCCGUGCCCGCACACACCCCAAUGCCUGCAGCCGUUCCCAACGGGCAUAUGGGGCAGCCUGCACACAACGGAAUGCCGCCUUCGUCCCUUGUGCCCGGGCCCGGGUCCAUGUCCCACGGGUCUCACGGUACACAUGGUACACACGGUCCACACAGUUCCCACGGGUCACACGGUUCUCACGGGUCACACGGUUCGCACGGUUCGCAAUACAUCCACCCUUACCGGCAGAGCUCCCAUGGUCUACCUCUUGGAUUGCCCAAUGGCGGCCCUCCACAAAGAGGCCCCGAUGCAUUCGCGCAAGGACUUCUGCCUCAACGAGCGCCAUACGGUAGCCCUCCUGCUCAUGACGCCGGAGGUCCUCUGAGGACACCCAAUAUGCGUCCGGCUAACGAGCCACCUCGGCCAGCGGGGGCGAGCACCAGUCCGUCUCUGCGUAACCUGCUUUCUUAA
This is a messenger RNA of Colletotrichum higginsianum IMI 349063, 5058 nucleotides long. Its product is annotated as BAH domain-containing protein. Gene Ontology annotation, biological process: histone catabolic process. Lineage: Eukaryota; Fungi; Ascomycota; Sordariomycetes; Glomerellales; Glomerellaceae. Gene Ontology annotation, molecular function: chromatin binding; ubiquitin-protein transferase activity. The record is from RefSeq and is a predicted model, not a curated record. Bases 1 to 5058 code for a protein of 1685 amino acids. The transcript has 5 exons. Gene Ontology annotation, cellular component: Lid2 complex.